AUGAUUGGCAAUCCAAAUAUUACAACGAAUGCAAAAUACUCGAUCUCAAAAGCGGUAGAAUUUGCCAUGCACGAGACGUCAAACAUACCGACAAUCCGUGAACUGACGCUAGCUCUACACCCCAACGAUGCAUUACCACAACCUGGCGCACUCAGUACCUGCGACGCCAGUACCCUGAUUGAUAUCGCCACCACUAAUCCUUCCUCCACCACCAACCAGCGUGCCUCACAUCCACGCACUCGCGUGCUCCUCCUUACUCCUAGUCCACGUACCACCACUCCCUCCGUUCGACUACCAACCCAUACUACUACAUCUGACUCCACUAUGUCCGACCCCAAUACUUUGGAAAGCACAAUCAACAAGUCCCUUCACACACACCUCACCAAACAUCCAACCUCUCGCGCCCUACGAGGACUCCUACUUCCACCCCGCAACAAUGCAGGAACGCUCAAUGAACCCACACUCCCCAACAAUAUGCGCAUGACACGUCAACGCGCAUGUCAGAUGAAUGCAUAUAACGAAUCCAAUCAACACAGUGCCCUUGCCAACGUCAAUCACAAUACUAUUCUUCCAGGGGAGUCCACCACACUAGCACCCUCAACACUUACACCUAAUAACACGACACCGGGGGAGCAAUCAGACACAGUGACCUCCCAUACAGCCCACUUGGCCCUUCCAGAGGAGCAUACUCCUCCCUCUAAUACCAUGCCCACUUCCACAGUGAACAACAUUCACACUCAAUCUUCCACGAACCGCCAAAAUAUCUCUGACAACACUACACCAGGGGGGCAAUCAGAUACGGCCGCAACCCAUACAACCCACUUGGACCUAGGGUAG
Molecule: messenger RNA, 837 nt
Organism: Sphaeroforma arctica JP610
Lineage: Eukaryota; Ichthyosporea; Ichthyophonida
Exons: 2
Coding region: 1-837 (278 amino acids)
Source: RefSeq, a predicted model, not a curated record